AGCAGACCAUAUCUAUAUGUAUGAUAGCAGCAGACCUUCUUGAAGCGAUACGGAUGAGUGUUCCAUCAAUAUUGUUCAUUGAAGAUCAGGAGCGAAUUGAUGUUAUCUACACUCAGAUGACUUCAAUUUUGGAUGGCACACCUACACACACCCACAGUGACCAGAUCAGAUUCAUUAUGGAUGUCCCUUUUCCAGAGUCCAUCAUCUGUGCUCUUGCUGUUGUGAAAGAUGUGUCCAUCUUGGAGGCUGAGGAGAAAUUCCUUCGAGGACCUGUCAUUGACGCAAGUGAGUGGGAUCACUUUGACAGCAGGAUAAAGAAACAAUUAAAGAAGAGUGGCAAACCAUAGGAGAGUCAUCCAGGAGUCAUGCUGUUAAGAAAUAACCAAGUCAUGGUGUUAAUAAUUUUUUUUUGUGAACAACAAUAUUGUCUUUCUUUUAAAUGACCCUUGGAACUUUAGAAAAUUGUUAAAUUUUGUUGGUCUUCAUAAAAUGCUAUGUAGAACAUGUUCUGUUGCUGUAUAACGAGCAAUUGUGAAUUGUAAAGCAAAUAUUUCAUUUAGGAUC
Carassius gibelio (silver crucian carp) is the source of this 564-nucleotide messenger RNA. RefSeq names its product PWWP domain-containing DNA repair factor 3A-like. The record is from RefSeq and is a predicted model, not a curated record. NCBI's taxonomy places the organism in Eukaryota, Metazoa, Chordata, Actinopteri, Cypriniformes, Cyprinidae. Bases 21 to 347 code for a protein of 108 amino acids. The transcript has 4 exons.